Molecule: messenger RNA, 1558 nt
Organism: Pseudogymnoascus verrucosus
Lineage: Eukaryota; Fungi; Ascomycota; Leotiomycetes; Thelebolales; Thelebolaceae
Exons: 1
Coding region: 208-1275 (355 amino acids)
Cellular component (GO): nucleus; cytoplasm
Source: RefSeq, a predicted model, not a curated record
AAAUGCUAUAUAAUUACCUGAAUUAUAAGGCACCUAUGAUCAGACGCUUUGUGCGUAGUAGGUGUUUGGCGGGGUAUCUUUACAAGCUCCUCGAAGCUCAAAAAUAAUAUACUCUUCCUUCCAUUCCAAGUAACCUCCUCACUUCCACCCACUACCCACAACAUACAAGCAAUCAAUACACCACCUCCAACUUCCCACCUGACGUGUAUGCUCCGGAACGCCCUCAAAAUGGCCGAAACAACCGCAAAGCGUCUCAAGACCGACAUCACCAUCGGCACCCACAACGGGCACUUCCACGCCGACGAAGCCCUCGCAGUCUACAUGCUCCGCCUCCUCCCCGCCUACCAAUCCGCCAGCCUGAUCCGCACGCGCGACCCCGCCCUCCUCGCAACCUGCCACACCGUCGUCGACGUCGGCGGCGAAUACGACGCCACCCGCAACCUCUACGACCACCACCAGCGCACCUUCACCACCACCUUCCCCAACCGCCCCACCAAACUCUCCUCCGCGGGGCUGGUGUAUAUGCACUUCGGGAAGGCGAUUAUUGCGCAGAGCCUUGGUGUUGAGGAGUCGGCGGAUGAGGUCACGAUUCUUUGGAAUAAGAUCUAUGAGGACUUCAUUGAGGCCCUCGACGCUCAUGACAACGGCAUCAGCGCGUAUGACACCAAGGCCCUCCAGGCGGCAGGCAUCGAGAAGCGCUUCUCCGACGGCGGCUUCACACUCGGCGCCAUGGUCGGUCGUCUGAACCCCAACUGGAACGACCCCCGCCCCUCCGACCCGGCCGCCUGGCAAGCAAUCGAAGAUGAGAAGUUCUCCAAGGCAUCCACCAAGAUCGGCGCCGAGUUCAGCAGCACCCUCUCCUACCUCACCACUUCCUGGCUCCCCGCCCGCGAAAUCGUCCGCACCGCUUUCUCCAAGCGCCUCGACCACGAUUCCCAAGGCAGGAUCCUCGUAUUCGACGGCCAAUCCGUGCCCUGGAAAGACCACCUAUACAGACUCGAAUCGGAGCAGGGAGGCGACUCGAAGGUCGUGUACGUGCUGUACCCCGAGAGUCCGGCGGCGGGCGCGAAGUGGCGUAUCCAGGCUGUGAGCGUGACGACGGAUUCGUUUGAGAGCCGCAAGCCGCUGCCGGAGGGGUGGAGGGGGUUCAGGGAUGAGAAGCUGGAUGAGAUUACGGGGGUGCCCGGGGGGGUGUUUGUGCAUGCUGCGGGGUUUAUUGGGGGGAAUAAGACGUUUGAGGGGGCGAUGGAGAUGGCGAGGAAGGCGUUGGAGUAGAUGUGGGGAUGGGGAAAUGGAGGGGGUGGUGUAGUUGAUGCUAUGGGGUUAAAAAGCUAUAUAACGUAUCAAAACAAUCAUGGGUUGAGGGGCGUUUGGGAUAUAAUUAUUGUAUGGCGUUGGGCUCUGGCAAAAAGUAGAACUCUUGAUAGUUCAUCAUAAAAACGAAGCCCCAAAAUCGCGACGAAAUACUUUGACCCCCCAUAUUGAAGGUUCACAUUUAGUAGAGCAUUACAGCGAUCAUCGCAGUCCCAUAGAGUACUAGCACAUUAAUAACACCCUG